Messenger RNA from Maylandia zebra (zebra mbuna), 1925 nucleotides. It is a transcript of the gene ubl7b, whose product is annotated as ubiquitin-like 7b (bone marrow stromal cell-derived). Gene Ontology annotation, biological process: ubiquitin-dependent protein catabolic process. NCBI's taxonomy places the organism in Eukaryota, Metazoa, Chordata, Actinopteri, Cichliformes, Cichlidae. The record is from RefSeq and is a predicted model, not a curated record. Gene Ontology annotation, cellular component: cytosol. Gene Ontology annotation, molecular function: polyubiquitin modification-dependent protein binding.
AUAGAGUUUUAGUUUUAUUCUUAGUUCUGUAAGGCUCAGUUAUUUAAAAAAAAUGUUUUAAAUCACCCAAACUAAACGGCAUGAAAAGUUUAAUUUAGAAAAUUCGGCAUGCUUCGUGAGCAAACGCUAGGCAGCUAACCGGGUCGAGUGGUAACGUGAUUCAUUACAACCUCGUAGAAAAGGUAAUCGUCAGGUGUGUAGGGUUAUUAAACAGGAAGAGAUGGCCUCGUCAGAAUGGAAUCUGUCUUUGAAGCUGGUUGAUCAGCCCAAAUCUACCUUCCACUUCCCGGAGAUGAUGCCAGGUGAUGUUCCACCUGGAGGAUACAGGGUCGCCACCCUGAAACAGCUUGUUGCAGCUCAGUUCCCAGACUCCAUCCCAGACCCUGAACUAAUAGAGUUGGUCCACUGUGGACGCAAACUUAAAGAUGACCUUACACUGGAUGCCUGUGGGAUUCAACCAGGAUCCACCUUACACAUCCUCAAAAAGACGUGGCCAGAGCCAGAGAGUAGUCCAGAGCCAGUAAACAGGGUAACUGCAGCAAGGGAGUUCAGGGUGUUUCAUGCUGCUCUUCAUUCUCUCAGCUCGGCCUACAGGGACUCGGUCUAUAAAAUGCUGACAAACAAAGAGUCUCUGGAUCAGAUUAUUGUAGCCACACCUGGACUCAGGUCAGACCCAGUUGCUCUAGGAGUUCUCCAGGAUAAAGAUCUCUUUGUACAGUUUACAGACCCCAACAUGUUGGAUGGGUUAAUCAGUUCACAUCCGGCCCUUGUCAAUGCCAUCAUCCUGGUCCUGCAUUCUGUGGCAGGCAGUAUGCCCGCUCAGUCCAGUGCCAGCUCUUCUCGCAAUGUAUCAGCCAGUUCAUACAGCGAUAUGCCGGGAGGCUUCAUGUUUGAGGGCAUGUCAGAUGAUGAGGAUGAAUUCCAGUCUAGUAGCCCAGCAGGCCCCUCUAACAGAGGCGGAGUCUCUGCAGGAAUGCGUCCAGUGUCCCUGAGCCAUAGUGGAGCAACAGGACCGAGACCUAUUACACAGAGUGAGCUGGCAACUGCACUGGCCCUUGCUAGCACUCCUGAUAGCAGCGCUGUCACUCCGACAACGGCAAGCCAAUCGGACCCCUCCAGUGGCAUAGCCCCCAUGCCAGCAGGGACACCAGUCAGUAACGAUCUUUUCAGCCAAGCACUACAGCAAGCUCUGCAAGCCACCAACAUGUCUGCUCUGCAGGGCCGCUGGCAGUCCCAGAUGCAGCAGCUCAGAGAUAUGGGGAUUCAGGAUGAGGAGCUGAUGCUGAGGGCGCUACAGGCCACAGAUGGUGACAUCCAGGCUGCCCUCGAGCUCAUAUUUGCCGGAGGCCAAGGACUCUGAGCCCGUACCCCACGGACAGCCUUUUAUAGAUAAGAGAGCUUAAAAAAGCUGGUCACCCUGCUGCCCAGAAACAAUAGAGCAAAUUAUGAGUGACAGUGUAAGGAUUUCUUAACGUUUCCCAAUAAAGAACAGAAGCAAUUCAGCUCAUCUCCACAGGCCAUUUUGUUUCUUAUUGAUGAGACAAAUCUUCUAAUAAACUUGUUCAUAAUUACCAUUCAAGCAUUGUCCAUGCCAGAUUUAUAGUUUGUUUGCAGUAUUAAAACCUUAAAGAAUACAACUCAAAGUUCAUUUAAAAAGGUAUUGGCUAUAUUUUCUUUACUACCAUAUAUACCAUCAUUAAUAGAAUUAAUUGACUCGUCAGGUUUAAAUGUUGAUUUAAUUUUGUAAUGACUAAAAUUAACAAUUUUUUAUUUGGUUUCUUUUCUGCCUAAUGACUUGAAGGUAUGCACAGGCAUAUGGCCCAUUGUAGAUUUUUAACAUUUCCCACACCUCUAUAAAAGAUCAGUUUUCAAGUUGUUGUUUCAUAUAAAUGUGUUAAAUAAAAUCUUCUUUUAUUUCAGCUCCA